Molecule: messenger RNA, 2146 nt
Organism: Dipodomys spectabilis (banner-tailed kangaroo rat)
Lineage: Eukaryota; Metazoa; Chordata; Mammalia; Rodentia; Heteromyidae
Gene: CUNH1orf21
Product: chromosome unknown C1orf21 homolog
Exons: 6
Coding region: 166-531 (121 amino acids)
Source: RefSeq, a predicted model, not a curated record
CUUCCAGUUUCCUCAGCUCCCCAAGGCUGCUAGCACACCAGGUGCACACAUCUUGACCGACACUACAGCAAGCUGGAUUUUCUUUGCAUUUAAAGAAAAAAAAUGUGCCUGUGUCUGUAGAGAUGAUUUGCAGUUCAGCCCGGCUGAAGCUGACCGAAUGAGACUAUGGGCUGUGCCUCCGCUAAGCAUGUUGCUACUGUUCAAAAUGAAGAGGAAGCCCAGAAAGGGAAGAAUUACCAGAACGGAGAUGUGUUUGGAGACGAAUAUAGGAUCAAACCAGUGGAAGAGGUCAAAUACAUGAAAAAUGGGGCAGAAGAGGAGCAGAAAAUAGCAGCCAGGAACCAAGAAAACUUGGAAAAAAGUGCCACCUCUAAUACAAGACUUAAAACUAAUAAGGAAGUUCCGGGAUUUGUCCAUCAACCCAGAGCAAACAUGCACAUUUCUGAGAGCCAACAAGAAUUCUUCAGGAUGCUGGAUGAAAAAAUUGAAAAGGGUCGGGAUUACUGUUCGGAAGAAGAAGAUAUCACAUAGCACCAACUCUCCCACUGAGACCAGGAGCUACUACUGUGUAAAUAGGUUACACCCCAGUUGAAAUCUUUGCAAAGGUCGGUUCUCUUCAACGAACAGCAUUAUAGCAAAAGAAGAUCGACCCAUAUUGUAUGCCCCAUUAAAUUACAGUGUUUCUUAAUGAACUUGCAAAGGAAUAUUGCUAAAAACAAAAAAAAAAACAAAAACAAAAAAAAGACACCUGUCAUGAAACUUUCUUUGUUGCUGCUAGUUAAAACUUGUUGCAACUCUUCACUUCUCUUGUGUCCAGGUAUGCAGCAAAACUCUGCAAUUUCACCUUCCACAUACAGAUGCUCUCCAACCUAUUUUCUAUCAGAUGAGUUAGUGGUGAACUCAAGAUACCCAACUUCUAUUCUGAACUGGUUCUGCUUCUCAGUCAAGCAUCUCGGUCCCUCUCUUUCCUCCCUGUCUUUUCUGAUCAGUCAAGUGGUGGCCUGAGCUUUGCUUCCCAUGGCAAUGUUAGGUUGUGGAGAUGGGAAAGGAGCCAUGGCCAGCCUUGUUUCUCUGCUCUGAAGAAGUAGAGAUGUGUCAACAAUACAAAGCAUGUUGUCACCUGACUCCGGAAUUGACAUAGGCCUGAGCAGCAGGUCGGUCCAGUUAGUAGGUAUCUGAAUCAAGGUUUAAGCUCACAGCAUUGGCUUUGCUCAGAUAGAUGGAAGUAUGAUCGUAAUCAUUUUGAAUCCUCUUCUUCCCCCUCCCUCUUUUUCUAAGAAAUAAACAUUUUACUGUUUUUAUGUAUCCUUGUCUUCUCCCCUUCAUCCAGCUCAGUGUUUUAAGCUGAUCCUGAGUGUGGAAGCUGAGCCUCCCCCCUCCACCUCCCCCCCCACCCCAGCCUUCUCAAUGGCACUAAUCAGUGGACUACAUGGCUCGCCACUCUUUCAUCCAGCAUCAAGCCAGGUGUAGAAGGGCCUUCGAGAGGAGGGGACACCCCGUGGCUCUUUGGGAGGGCACAAAACAAAACCCACCUUGUUACUUUUCAGUUUGUUACUGAUGGGAGUUAAAGCAUUCUGUGUUGUCCAUUUGCAAUGCUACAUGAGCAUUGCUACUCACUUCCUUCUUAACUUCCAGCCCUGGGUAUUACAGUGGAAAGGGUUUGCCUGCUUGGAAAUACAGUACAUUUACACUGGUGAUGUAUGGAGAUGUGAAAGCCCAAAGUCCCUGGGGGCAGUGGGGAAUGUGGACUGUGUGUUCAGUAGAGUUUAUUUUUCCAUACUAUAUUGAAGAGAAUAACCUCUUCUUAAAGACAGAAAUAAUAUUUUUAACCAAUAUUGUCACAAGUAAAUAGCAAUCAAAAGGAGAAAAUAACUUUUGUAUUUUUUUAAUGUGUUUGAUAGCUUUGAUGAGGGUUCUCUUUAUUACUUUCCCAGAGAUGGUGCCCUGUUCAAUGCCAAGUCAGUGGUCCCGGGGUGGGUUUGGCCCACAAAAACACAGAAGGAGCAUUGUGUGUGCCUCUCAGGAGCACUGUGAACUUCAAGGGCCUGGGUCUCAGCCACACUGUCCCCCUUCAUUCUGAAGGUAGACAGCUGUGAAGGUGGGUAGCUAAGAUGUUCUGGGUGGUCAAAGGACCACCUGCCACAAA